AUGGCCGGCGACGACGCCUCGGACGCCGAGGCCCUCUUCUGCCUCGAGCUCUACGUGCACCGCGUCGAGCGCCUGCCGAAGCGGCUGCGCGAGGCGCCGCCCGCGCUCGCGCUGCGGUUUUUAGAUUAUGCCCCAGUGGUCGUCGAGCCGCCGAGCGGCGCGCGGGGCAACCACCGCGGGUCGUGCUGGUACGGCGGCGGCAAGCGCUGCGUGUUUGAAGCACGUGAAGGGGAGCUGGCGAAGAAGUUGGAGCAGCGGCGCGACGCCGCGCUGCUCUGCCACGCCGUCGAGGCGGGCCGGCCCGUGCGCCGGCGGCUCUACGGGUCGUCGAAGGUCGCCUUGCCGAACUUCGGGGAGAACGAGGAGAACGAGGCGCCGCUCGGCGCCGUGCGGACGUGGGGCCGGGCCGAGUGCCGCAUUUUAUUAGAAAACGCGCACGGGCGGGUCGUGGGCGCGGCGACGGUGUCGGUGUCGCUGGCGUCGCUCGACGCGGGCCUCCGCAAGUGCCUCGGGGCCGGGGCGCCCGUGCAGCAGCUACGGCUGUCCGUCGACCUGCCCGUCGGCGACGCGCUCCGUCCCAAGUCCAGUGACGGCAGUCCGGGUGAGGUGCGCCAGUCGGGCGCCGGCCAGCUGGACCUGGCGUGGUCCGACGACGACCUCAACGAUGCGCCGCCGUCGACCGAGACGUUCUCGCCGCCGUCGCCCCGCAAGUCGCCCGGGGCCUUUUCUCCCUCCAAUAGAUGCGCCGCGGAGGCGACGCUGGUCUUCGCGGGCGCGACGGUCGCGGCCUUCGACGACAAGGCCAAGGCGGCUCUAAUUGAGACGCUCGCGCGCCGGGCCGGCGUGUCGCCGGACCGCGUCACGAUCACAAAUUUCCGCGCGGGCUCGCUCGUCGUCGACUGCCGCAUCGACUUCCCCGAGGAGGCCCACGCGCGGGACUUCGCCGACGAGAUUGCGGCAGAAGCGCCUGAGGUGGAGGCGCUCGGCGCGUGCGAAGUUAUCAAAGCUGGCGUGCCCUAUGAGGAGGACUACGGCGAGCCCGCGGAAAAGCCGGAGGUCUACGAGGAGGCCUACGGCGAGCCGGCGGCGGGGCCCGACGUUGUCGCGGAGGCGCCGGCCUUCGCGGCGGCGCGGCCCGACGUCGAGGCGCCCCAUCUGAAGCACCACGCGCGGGCGCCGCCGCCCGUCUCGCCCCACCGGACGACGAUGACCUACCCCUACCGGUCGCUGGACGUGUUCCGGGGCGAGGCCGUGCUCGUCGACGACGACGACGACCGGUGCUACGUCGGCGACUGCCCGAAGCCCUUCUACUACGCGACCGCCGACCUGCCGCCGCCCGAGGUCUUCGUGGCGCCGGACGCCGUGCUCUCGCCCGUACGACCGCCGCCGCCGUCGCCCGAACGGCCGCGCGGCGACCCCUGGCUCGCGCUCGCGACGAACGUGAGCCACGACCCGGGCGAGGGCGUGGUGUUUGAGCCCGUGCCCGACCCCGCCGCGCCGCCGCCGCCGCCUCCCUUAUCACCGCCGCGCGCGGUCGUGCGGCAAAAGCAGCCGGGGUCGCGGCUCCUGCCGCGCGGCCACACGUUCAUCGCGGCGGAGCUGCGGGGCGACGGCCGCGCGCAGCGGCGGCCGCCGCAAAAGCCGUUGCGAGCCGCGAAUCGGACGAAGCGCGCCGCGCCGCCGCCGCCGCGCGUCGCGCGCUUGGGUGCGAAGGCGCCUCCGUUGGAACCGAAGAAGCGCCAGAAGCCGCGGCCGAAGCGGGCGCCGCUGCCCGCGCCGCCGCCGCCGCCGCUGUCCCCCGAGAAGGAGGAGGCCCUCGCCGCCGCCUUCGAGCGCGUGCGGUCGGCCGACGGGCGCGCGUCGCUCGCGGAUUUGCGCGUGUCGCGCGGCGGCGGGCCGGGCGGCGAGAAGCGCGUGACCUUCGGCGAGUACCUGUUUCGCGUCGCCGAAGGUGGUGAUGCGGUGGCCGUUUGCUAAUUUUUUGGUCUUUUUGAGCCUGAGGUCUUUUUCAAGUUGGCAUUUCUUUGCUUUGCUUAG
Pelagomonas calceolata is the source of this 2037-nucleotide messenger RNA. The record is from the annotation of a GenBank genome assembly. NCBI's taxonomy places the organism in Eukaryota, Pelagophyceae, Pelagomonadales, Pelagomonadaceae.